GCGCAUCAAUAAAACAAACAGCCAUCUGCCGGUAGAAUCUUCCCUCCUCCUCCACCGGUAACGGAGGAGAGACCGAUAAAACUAACGCCCACGCGACUUCGCAGACAGCUCAGCAAUGGACGAGAGCGGCCCUGUGGUGGUGGAGAAGGUCCAGGAGGAGCUCCUGACCGUGGUGCCUGACAGUAGGCCCCAGACAAGUCUGUCUUUCCUGGCACCUGAGCCUGAUGAUCUGGAAGAUCUCUACUCCAAGUUCAAGAAGCUUCAGCGGGAGCUGGAAUUCCUUGAGGUGCAGGAGGAGUAUAUCAAGGAUGAGCAGAAGAACCUCAAGAAGGAGUACCUGCAUGCGCAGGAGGAGGUCAAAAGAAUCCAGAGCAUCCCGCUCGUCAUUGGGCAGUUCUUGGAAGCCGUUGAUCAGAACACUGGCAUCGUUGGAUCCACCACUGGAUCUAACUACUACGUGCGGAUUUUGAGCACCAUCGACCGCGAGCUGCUGAAGCCCAGUGCCUCGGUGGCACUGCACAAGCACAGCAAUGCACUGGUGGACGUGCUCCCCCCGGAGGCCGACAGCAGCAUCACUAUGCUCACCGCAGAUCAAAAGCCGGACGUGACGUACGUGGACAUCGGAGGGAUGGACAUCCAGAAGCAGGAAGUCCGUGAGGCUGUGGAGCUGCCACUCACACACUUUGACCUCUACAAGCAGAUCGGGAUUGACCCCCCUCGGGGAGUGCUGAUGUACGGACCGCCUGGCUGUGGCAAAACAAUGCUGGCGAAGGCCGUGGCUCACCACACUACAGCGGCCUUCAUCCGCGUGGUGGGCUCCGAGUUCGUGCAGAAGUACCUGGGCGAGGGCCCACGCAUGGUGCGCGACGUCUUCCGUCUGGCCAAGGAGAACGCCCCGGCCAUCAUCUUCAUCGAUGAGAUUGACGCCAUCGCCACCAAGCGAUUUGACGCGCAGACUGGAGCUGACAGAGAGGUACAGCGCAUUCUGCUCGAGCUUCUAAAUCAGAUGGACGGCUUUGAUCAAACUGUCAAUGUGAAGGUGAUCAUGGCGACAAACCGUGCGGAUACCCUGGACCCAGCGCUGCUGCGUCCGGGCCGGCUUGACCGCAAGAUCGAGUUUCCCAUGCCGGACCGCCGGCAGAAACGCCUCAUCUUCUCCACCGUCACCGCCAAAAUGAACCUCUCCGAGGAGGUCGACCUGGAGGAUUAUGUUGCAAGGCCAGACAAGAUCUCUGGAGCCGACAUUAACUCCAUCUGCCAGGAGGCCGGCAUGCUCGCAGUGCGGGAGAACCGAUACAUCGUCUUGGCCAAGGACUUUGAGAAAGCGUACAAGAACAACAUAAAGAAGGAUGAACAGGAGCACGAGUUCUACAAAUAAGCCAGCACAGGGAGAUUUCUCACACAACACAGAUUUCACACUUUUGUUUUGCCUAUGUGAAACAGACGUCGUAGACACAGUAGACUCUAACCACGUUGAGUUGUAUACAGCAGGGUUGAUGUAUUGACAGUACAUUAUAACAGUGACUUGCACGUGAAACGUUAACAGUCCGAGCUUCUGAAGAACUUUACUGGCUUCUUGUGAGCACACUUUGUUGUCAUCGUAGAGGCUGCACAGAUUUUUGGUCGGCUAGUAACACCAUGAAACCACAUGCUGACUUUUUAACAAGUCAUUUAUAAAACAAGGUUAAAGAACACGAUUAUCUGUUUUUUGCUUUAUAAUAAAGGAAGUUAAUUAUGGAAAA
Petromyzon marinus (sea lamprey) is the source of this 1742-nucleotide messenger RNA. RefSeq names its product proteasome 26S subunit, ATPase 4 (gene PSMC4). Gene Ontology annotation, molecular function: ATP binding; ATP hydrolysis activity. The record is from RefSeq and is a predicted model, not a curated record. Lineage: Eukaryota; Metazoa; Chordata; Hyperoartia; Petromyzontiformes; Petromyzontidae.